Messenger RNA from Cynara cardunculus var. scolymus (artichoke), 1244 nucleotides. Its product is annotated as carbonic anhydrase. Gene Ontology annotation, molecular function: carbonate dehydratase activity; zinc ion binding. The coding region runs from base 42 to 1088 and encodes 348 amino acids. NCBI's taxonomy places the organism in Eukaryota, Viridiplantae, Streptophyta, Magnoliopsida, Asterales, Asteraceae. The transcript is spliced from 10 exons. Gene Ontology annotation, biological process: carbon utilization. The record is from RefSeq and is a predicted model, not a curated record.
ACUUCAAACAAACAACAGUUGUUUCGUGAAAAUCGUGACCAAUGUCGACCGCUUCUGCUUUCGCCGUUAAUGCUCCGUGUUUCCUAAAUGCUUCUUCGAUUAAGAAAUCGUCAUCUUUAGCCAGAUCUCCGUCGUUUUCCGCUAGGUUUACCUGCAAUUCAUCAUCAUCUUCUUCUUCUUCAUCAUCAUCUUCUUCUGCAACUCCUCCGAGCCUGAUUCGUAACCAGCCGGUUUUUGCUGCUCCUGCUCCGAUCAUCACUCCGAAGUGGACCGAAGACAUGGGAAAUGAAUCAUACGAGGAUGCGAUUGCUGCACUCAAGAAGCUUCUAAUUGAAAAGGGAGAGUUAGAACCUGUUGCCGCGGCAAGAAUCGACCAAAUCACAGCCGAGCUUCAAACACCUGAUGCCAAAGCUCCUUUUGAUCCUGUUGAGAGGAUCAAAACGGGUUUCGUCAAGUUCAAGAGAGAGAAAUACGAAACUAACCCAGCCUUGUACGGUGAACUUGCCAAAGGCCAGAGCCCAAAGUUCAUGGUUUUUGCAUGCUCAGACUCGCGGGUUUGCCCAUCAGUUGUGCUCGAUUUCCAACCCGGUGAGGCAUUUGUAGUCCGUAAUGUUGCCAACAUGGUCCCUCCCUAUAACCAGACUAAAUAUGCUGGAGUAGGAGCUGCAGUUGAGUAUGCAGUUUUGCAUCUCAAGGUAGAGCAAAUAAUCGUAAUUGGGCACAGCCGUUGUGGAGGGAUCAAGGGUCUCAUGUCUUUCCCAGACGAAGGACCUCACACAACUGAUUUUAUCGAGGAUUGGGUGAAAGUAUGUCUCCCAGCAAAGUCUAAGGUACUAGCAGAACAUGGAAGUACAUCUGUCGAUGACCAAUGUGUACAAUGUGAAAAGGAGGCUGUGAAUGUAUCACUCGGACACCUGCUGACUUACCCGUUUGUAAGAGAUGGGUUGGUGAAGAAGACACUAGCACUCAAGGGUGGUCACUACGAUUUUGUUAACGGAACCUUUGAGCUAUGGGGACUUGACUUUGGCCUUUCGCCGCCUACCUCUGUAAAAGAUGUUGCCACUAUACUGCAUUGGAAGCUCUUCUAAGAGGGUGGGAUGUUUCUUACAGUCAUCCUUACAAAGAUGAAGUUUAUGAGGUGGUUAUGUAGAAGUCAAUUUUCUAUAAAGAAAUCAUAACCAUGUAGACCCGAUCAUAAUUUUAAAUAACACGAUAUUUCUGAGUUAGUCCAUCGUCGAUCCAUA